Messenger RNA from Vanessa atalanta (red admiral), 1758 nucleotides. RefSeq names its product homeobox protein Hox-A1-like. NCBI's taxonomy places the organism in Eukaryota, Metazoa, Arthropoda, Insecta, Lepidoptera, Nymphalidae. Gene Ontology annotation, molecular function: RNA polymerase II cis-regulatory region sequence-specific DNA binding; DNA-binding transcription factor activity, RNA polymerase II-specific. Gene Ontology annotation, biological process: regulation of transcription by RNA polymerase II. The coding region runs from base 396 to 1382 and encodes 328 amino acids. Gene Ontology annotation, cellular component: nucleus. The record is from RefSeq and is a predicted model, not a curated record. The transcript has 2 exons.
CGCCGGCGCCCGAGGAAUGUCUUAACGAGCCCUUACACCGUGACGUUCGACGAGUCUUUCCAUAAAAUCACGUUUCUUAUCCGCUUAUCGUGUCGCAUCACUGACGAGAUAAUUCCGUCCCUGUCGAUCGCAACGCUACCGAUAGCGUGAGAUAGAGACGGAAGAUCCGAAUUUUAGGUGCGGUUGAGAAAAAUUGUUUCGUUAUACGUGAACGCGUUCAGUGUUCGUCGGUUCACCUGACGUGCGGACGAUCGAUACGACACGAGUACGGCGCAGCACUAGCCCGUUUAAAUUUUAAUCGCGAAUUCCGAGACGGAGACGACCGCGCUUCACGCUCUCGCGUAGUGAUGUGUGUUAUGUAAAAUCAUUAUCGAUAGACACGGUGCGUGACAAACAUGAUGACUAUGGACGUCGGGAUGUACAACAAUCAGCAGAGUGGGUACAACGCGGAGUACUAUCAGCAGGGAGCGGCGUAUCAGCCACCGUAUGAGGGAUACCACGAAGGGUACUAUGAGCCAACACCUUAUUACGAACCCAUCAUCCAUGGACAAGCGACACACGAGCCAGCUCCAGUAAUAAGCACAGACACGGGACUUUGUUACACAAACUUGGACUAUGGAGAAUUGCAGCAAAACUACCCAAUACACACGCUACCACCGCACCCUGAAGCGUUCAAGCACAGGGAGGAGUUACCCAGACCAGAAGAAAUACACAUGCACGAACACAAACUGGACAAUCACUACUUGGAGACGAAGUACAACAUGCAUUUUGUCGAUGACUCCAGCAUGCAAUACAACCACGCCGGCUCCCCGCUACCGUGCGGAGAGUUCGACCCCUACUCCCCAAAGGAAGAGUUCGUAGGGUUACGAGACGGAUUCCCUCGGGACGGAGAGAUGCAAAACCAUCAUGUUGGUCAUCAACCUCAUCCGUCACACUCCGCCGUGCCAACGUAUAAGUGGAUGCAAGUCAAAAGAAAUGUACCCAAACCUGCUGCACCAAAGCUGAUGAUACCUCCAGCAGACUUCGUGAAUCAGGGCGUCCUUGGAAGUCCGCAGGACGGUCUCCGCACACCAACUGGCAGCCAGAUGCUCGCUAACCCACUCCUCAACUUGAACAACACAGGCCGAACCAACUUCACAAACAAACAGCUUACUGAACUCGAAAAGGAAUUCCACUUCAACAAAUACUUAACAAGAGCGAGAAGGAUAGAAAUUGCGUCCGCCCUACAACUGAACGAGACACAAGUCAAAAUCUGGUUCCAGAAUCGAAGAAUGAAACAGAAGAAACGCAUCAAAGAAGGCCUGAUCGUAGCCCCCGAGGCCGCUUCAACAUCCCAUUCUAGUGCUAUCGGCUCAAAUGAGAACAGCAGGGAGUCGAGCUAAAUAGUGUUUGUGAAUGAGUGACUUUGAUACGAUUUACCUGAAUAUACAAAGAUGGCGUCAAUUUGAUAAAUUGAUCAAACCAUAAUGUCAAAUGUGUAGGUAUAAUUGUAUGUAAAACCAACGGCUUGAGAUGCUUAUUUUAGCCCCAUUUGUAAAUCUAUUGAUAUAAAAUCUGUAACGAUAUUUUUAAUCUGGCUAUAUUUAAGAUAUACCCGGCGAAAUCUUAACAAUUGAUAAGCGGUUUAUUAAAAAGUCUAAGUGCAAACGUGAUUGCGCUAUUAGGUGGCCAUCACGCUCCGCUUUCUCGUCUCUAAAAUAGAUAUUUAUGUCAUGUUUAAAUUCCGAAGUAUAAACCUAGUCGAUAGGUAUUUAAUUA